Messenger RNA from Petromyzon marinus (sea lamprey), 4790 nucleotides. The record is from RefSeq and is a predicted model, not a curated record. Lineage: Eukaryota; Metazoa; Chordata; Hyperoartia; Petromyzontiformes; Petromyzontidae.
CCCCCACCCCAGCAGCAGCACCACCACCACCACCGUCAUCACCACAACCAGCCACCACCAACAAGGCAAUGUCCGUUUCUCCGUUGAGUCACACUCGCGUAAUCGCGCACGUGUGCGGCCCCGUCAUGCACAGCGGAGUGCGGUUCGCCUGCUGAUGCUACGACCGCUUCUGAUGAUGAUGCCGCCGCCGCUGCCGCUGCCGAUGGUGAUGCUGCUGCGCUUUUAAGUGGUGAAGCGCUUGGUUGUGAUCGGCGCCCUGCAACAUCGAACCUCGUCGACCUCCGUCGGAGAAGCAACCUUCACAGCGCACGGCUUCAUCGGAGGAAGGGGGGAAUUGUUCAACCUUGGUUCCAUCUCUCGCUCUCUACACCCCCCCCCCCUGCCUUCUUGCCGCCGCUCCUUUGGAUGAUCAUCAUAUUUGUGUUGUUGCUGCUGCGACUGCCGCUGUAGUUGCAGUUGGCUCCAAGCGAUCUUCGAUUUGGUGUGCUUGACAUCUCGGGCGGCCCACUGAGACAGACCAGACAGAGGGGAGAGAGAAAGGGGAAGAGAGAGGAGAGUUCAGUCGGUCGCCGUUUAAGGAAAGAUAAAAAAAACAUCCGAAGGGCGCAUGAGCAAAGACGCGCGGUGGACGAUCGCCGUAGUUGGCGAUUUGCGUUCCUGCGGGCGACGUGGCGGCGAAUUACUGAUGCGUGGUGCUCGCCCCCCCCUCCUCCUCCUCUUCACCCACGCCGGAGAAUCUUUGGUGAUCGCAAGGACCGCGGUGGAUUGUGCAAGCGAAGAGGUGGGACGCGCGGAAGACGAGGUUUAAUAACGACGAGGAAAUAAGGAAGAGUCGCAAGGAGGAAAAGGGGAGGCACGUUCGGACCCCCCCCACCCACGAACCGAACCACCGCCACUUGAGCACCGAUCCCAUGGUGCAGUCGUCUUCGUCGAUGUCGUGUUGAUGGUGGCGGGUGGCGCUGAUGGUGGUGGCCGCGGCGAUGAUGUAAUGACGGACGCAGCCAUCCUGUUCCACUGCCGACGAUGGUGAUGUGAGCCGCUGAUGUGAUGUAAAGAUUGGGAACCCGACGCGGAGCAAUGGAGCCUAUCAGCAAGUGGUCACCUCGACAGGUGGUGGAAUGGAUGAAAGGCCUGGACGACUCCCUGCAGGAGUACGUGGGGCGCGUGGAGAGCGAGAAGGUGGAUGGGGAGCAGCUCCUCGCCGUGUCGCACCAGGAGCUCGAGGAGCUCGGCGUGGCGCGCAUCGGCCACCAGGAGCUCAUCCUCGAGGCCGUGGACCUCCUCUGUGCCCUGAACUACGGGCUGGAGACUGAGAGCUUGCGCUCGCUGUCGCAGAAACUCACGGCUUCCGCCAAGAACCUGCAGAACCUCGUAUCAGGACGCGGGCGAGAUGGCUGCGGCGGCUGCAGCGGCGGUGGCGGAGGCGGUCCCGUGGGGUCAGGAGCCGGCGGCGGUGGUGGCGGCGGCGUUGUCGUGGGGGGCCGGUGGCGCGAGGACGGAGCGGACGGGUUGUGCGGAGGCGGGGCCACGGGCCUGGGGGGCCCGGGCUGCAUUGCGUCACCGGGCGGCGGAGCCGGCAAGCUGCCCAACCACGUCCUCACCGCAGUGGUGGAGCUCAUCGGGGCCGCCAAGGCCUUCCUCGCCUGGCUGGACAAGUCGUCCUUCGCGGGCGUGAGCGACACGUCCACCCGGAGGAACGACAUCAUCCGCCUGUGCCUGGAGCUCACGGCGAUCGUUCAGCAGGAGUCGUCCCCUCUGUUGGACACCGAGGCACAGAUCCUGCAAGUGUGCAAGACGCUGCUCGUCACCUGCGAGCACAUGGGCACCGUGACCUCUGACCCCCUCAUGUCUCAGUCGGCGCACCUGGAGGUUGUGCACCUUACGCACAUCAACCCCUGCGAGGGCCUGGGCCUGUACAUCAAGUCGACGUACGACGGGCUACACGUCAUCACGGGCACCAUGGAGAACUCCCCUGCCGAUCGUUGCAAGAAAAUUCAUGCGGGCGAUGAAGUCAUCCAAGUGAACGGACAGACGGUGGUUGGGUGGCAGCUGCGGAACCUGGUGAACGCGCUGCGCCACGACCCCAGCGGAGUGACCAUCACGCUCAAGAAGAGGCCGCAGUGCACUCUCAACUCGGACCCCGCGCCACUCAAGAACAUGCGCUGGAAGCCGCUGGCGUUGCAGGGUCUGGCGGGCGUGAGCCCCGUGCACAACCCUGGCUCCCCGGUGAGGGUCGUCGAAACACCCUCCAAGCGACCCAAGUCGGCCCUCCUCAACCUCUUCAUCCCCCCGCCCCCCAACGAGCCGUACACGCCACGCGACCGCGAGGCCAAGCCUGAGUUGUGCGGCCCGGCGCCGCUUGCGGCCGGGGUGGAGGCCCUGUCACUGGCCCGCCGCAGCGAGUCGCCCAACUCGUGCCUCGACCAGCAGUACCGCAAGCGCCUGGUGCGCGUCGCCGACGGGGGCCGCACCCUGCUGCCCUGCUACCACGGCAACGGCGAGCUCGGCCAAUCGGCCGCCGGCAGGGGUGGCGGAGGCCCGGGAUCGGAGCGCCGGCCACGUCCCUCGUCUUACGGGAAGCCUCGGCCGGUCUCCAUGCCCGUGCUGGACUGUGAGUGGUCGCCCGAGCACGUGCCCGCGGCCCGGAGAGACAAAAACAAGGACUCCUCGCUCCUCAAGCACCUGAGCGACGAGCGCAUCAGCCCCAUCAACGAGGAGGAGCUGGCCCACUGCGGCCAGGCCUCGUGGGGGCCGUCGUGGGCCACGGGACGUAGCGGCGGCGCCGGCGGCGGCGGCGGCGGAGCCGGCGGCGGGGCGCGCGUGCGAGCCACCAGCUGCGAACGCCCGCGCCAGACCCUCUCGGGCGCCAAUGGUUCGGCCGACGGGGAUGGAGACCGGCGCCACCGGGAGAGGGAGGAGGCCCACAGGAGGAGGCGAGGCGGCGGCGGCGGUGGUGGGGCCCGCUCGGACCGGGAGGCCAGCCCGGGGCCCCUGUUCUCGCCCGGACGUCCCACGGCUCGCAGCGGCGUGGAAGCCAGCACCAUGCCGCUGUUUCACAGAGGACCCGUGGACCAGGUGCCGGAGGAGCGAGACAGGCUGACGGCGCAAAUCAUGGACCGCUGUGGAGUGUCCCCUGCUCGCAAGUCAUCCUCGCCUUCUCCUCCUCAUCCUCCAUCGGAAUCGCCGUCCGCCCUCGAUCUCUCCGCAAGACAGAAAGCGCGUCUGGCCGUUAAAGCGGCGGCCGCGGUCGCUGCUAGCGUGGCGGGCGGUGGCGACGGCGGCGGCCUCAGCCGGCGCACCGUGCCGUGCGUGGAGCUGGGCAGGCCCGACUGCGACGGGUGGCUCUGGAAGAAGCGCGAGUCCAAGGGGCUGCUCACGCCCAAGUGGAAGAAGCACUGGUUUGUCUUGAAGGACGGUGCCCUCUACUGGUACACGCAGCACAAUGAGAUCAAGGCGGAGGGCUACAUCAGCCUGCCCGAGUUCACCAUCGCCCCUGCCACUGAGUGCAAACGCAAACAUGCCUUCAAAGCGUCGCACCCCAAGCUGAAGCCGUUUUACUUCGCUGCCGAAAACAACGACGAGAUGAACAGGUGGAUGAACAGGCUGAGUCAGGCAACGUCAGCGCACGAGGGGGCACGGAGGGGAGAUGAAGAUUACUGGAGCGAGAGCGAUGGGGAGGAGGGAGAGGUGAGGGAGAGCCCCCCCGCCCCCGUACGACACCUUUCCUCGGCCGCCUUCCCUCAAUUCUAUCCCAGCAACUGCCAAUUCCUUCCACGCUCACAGCUGAGCGCAACACAAUUAAGAGCGGGACAGCUCUAUAACACUUCCCAACGAAGAUUGAAAGAGUUGCCGCGUCGGCUCUGUCCAUCUGUAAAGGAGGGGGGAAGAGUUUGUGUAGAGCAUGUAUGUAGAACUUCUUCUGCACCAUAUGCAGCCAACAUUGAUAAUCUGAGGUGCGGGUUUGGGGGAGGAAGACAGGAGUGGGGGGCCGUGGGGGUAAGGAGGGGGCGGGACACUAACACUCGUGAAGACGAAGCGAUUUGACGUGGAACGUCCGCGUGAAGUUGCGUUGCAAUUUGGGACUCACCCCUUUUUGUAAAACAAAAAACCCGGCCACGGUCAUCGUCCAAAACCACGGUCACGGGGUCAUCGUCAAAAACCACGGUCACGGGGUCAUCGUCAAAAACCACGGUCACGGUCAUCGUCCAAAACCACGGUCACGGGGUCAUCGUCCAAAACCAUGGCCACGGUCAUCGUCCAAAACCACGGUCACAGUCAUCGUCCAAAACCACGGUCACAGUCAUCGAAAAGAGGGGGGGGGGUUGCACCAAACUCUGCAGACGCGAACCAACGCUAAAGGUUCACGAUUGGGGGGGGGGGGCGGUUCACCGUGCCGUUCCGAAUGGGAACAUUUUGAUUUAUCCCAAUGCACCCUCCCCCCCCACCGGUGCUCGCUCGCUUAGGUUGCAAUAUUCAAAGGAAAAUGAACUAGCAAAAAUAAAUUGCUGAGCCUUGUAGGAAAAAAAAAGUCGGGAGUUGCCAGAUGAGUGAGAGAAAACCACGGAGGCGAAGCCAUGUGGUGCGAUGUUUACAGGGAGCUGCUUGAUGAAUAUGUAAGGGAGAGAGCGAGCGAGCUGUAUUGGUUUGCUUACGCAUUCAAUUCAUGUACAGCGAGGGAAAACAAAGUAUUUGAUCCCCUGCUGAUUUUGUACGUUUGCCCACUGACAAAGAAAUGAUCAGUCUAUAAUUUUAAUGGUAGGUUUAUUUGAACAGUGAGAGACAGAAUAGCA